Aspergillus lentulus is the source of this 1167-nucleotide messenger RNA. Its product is annotated as NAD(P)-dependent alcohol dehydrogenase. The record is from RefSeq and is a predicted model, not a curated record. Lineage: Eukaryota; Fungi; Ascomycota; Eurotiomycetes; Eurotiales; Aspergillaceae. Gene Ontology annotation, molecular function: zinc ion binding; oxidoreductase activity.
AUGACAAGCAAUCGACCACCACCCCACAAACGAGGUAUCGUCUCCUACGGCUCCUACAAGACAGGAGGAUGGAAGCUCAAAGACAUCACUCUCCGUCCCCUGAAAGAAAAAGAACUUCUAGUUGAGAUCGUCGCAUCGGGAAUAUGCCAGACAGACCUGCAUUUCGCAGGCACAGAGAGCGGAGUCGGUGUGCACUAUCCCCGGAUCAUGGGUCAUGAAGGUGCCGGAUACGUCCGAGAAGUUGGCUCCGGGGUGCAGGUCGCCCAAGUCGGCGACCCAGUCAUCCUCUCCUUCUCCGCGUGCAGGGCUUGCGAGCCAUGCGAGACCGGCCACCCGGCACACUGUGUCAACUUCAACCCGAUAAACUUCGAGGUGGAGCCUGAUAACCUUGUGUUUAGCGAGGAAGCAUCCACCGCGACGGAACCGAGCAUCUACGGACGAUUCUUUGGCCAAUCGAGUUUCGCGAGUUACUCGAUCGUCCGCGAAGAUUCGAUGGUCAAUGUUGGCGGGGUGGUUGACACCAAGGCUGAGCUGCAGUUGCUGUCGCCUCUGGGGUGUGGAAUCCAGACCGGGAGCGGGGCGAUUUUGAAUGCGGCAAAGGCGACCCCGAAGGACCGGGUGGCGGUCUUGGGGCUCGGAGGUGUUGGAUUAAGCGCCAUUAUGGGCGCGAAGAUUGCAGGCUGUGCGCAGAUCAUCGGUGUUGAGCGACAUGCUUCCCGUCUGGAGCUGGCGAAGGAACUAGGCGCAACGCAUGUCGUGCAGGUUGAUACGACGGCGGAUCCGCAGAGUAUAUCGGAUGCUGUUUUGGCGGCGACGAACAACCUGGGGGUGAACAUCGUGCUGGACACGACUGGGGUCCCCGCGCUGAUUGCCCAGGGUGUCAGAAUGGCUUCCUUCAAAGGAAAGAUUCUGCAGGUUGGCACCGCGCCGGAGACGGGGACGUUGACCAUUCCGAUUCAUGAGUUCAUGGUAGCAGGGAAGCAGUAUAUCGGUGUGGUGGAGGGAGAUGUAGACCCAAAGGGGUAUGUGCCUAAGAUGGUCAAAUGGGUACGAGACGGAAGCCUGCCUCUGCAGAAGAUUGUCAAAUUCUACAAGGCAGAGGACUUUGAGCGGGCGAUCCGUGAAAUGCAGUCCGGGGAGACGAUCAAACCAGUCAUUGUGUGGUAG